Molecule: messenger RNA, 360 nt
Organism: Arctia plantaginis
Lineage: Eukaryota; Metazoa; Arthropoda; Insecta; Lepidoptera; Erebidae
Source: the annotation of a GenBank genome assembly
AUGUCAGCUCCCCUUUCAAAGGAGUUAAGACAGAAGUUCAACGUAAAGUCUAUGCCAAUCCGGAAAGAUGACGAAGUCCAGGUUGUCCGUGGUCACUACAAAGGCCAGCAGGUUGGCAAAGUAGUGCAAGUGUACCGUAAGAAGUUUGUUGUCUAUAUUGAGAGGAUCCAACGUGAGAAGGCUAACGGUGCCAGUGCAUACGUCGGCAUCCACCCUUCAAAGUGCGUGAUUGUCAAACUGAAGAUGAACAAGGACCGUAAAUCGAUCCUCGACCGCAGAGCAAAGGGCAGGUUGGCAGCCCUCGGCAAGGACAAGGGCAAGUACACGGAGGAAACAGCCACUGCUAUGGAGACCUCGUAA